GUGGACUCUGCUAUGGAUCAGUGUGAGGAACCAGAGGAGGGAGUCCGUCCCUCUAAAACCACUCUGUGUGGGGACCAUGACAGCUGGACCGAAGCUCAGAGCCCAGAGCAUCUGCACAUACCAGACUCUCCUAGACCUGGACUUGAACCUGGAACUGAACCCAGACCAGAACCUGAAGCUAAACCUGGACCCAAGCCUGUAACUAGACCUGAACCUGAAGCCAAAUCUGAACCUGAACGUGAACCUGAACCUGAAUCUGAACCUGGACCUGGACCUGAAUCUGAACUGAAACCGGAACCGGAGCUUGAACCUGAACCUGAACCAGAUCCCAGCUCUGUGUCCAUGCAGAACAAUGAGUCCAUGGGGAUUCCUCUUGUUUUUGAUGUUGAAAGUGUGGACGAGGAGAGCUCAGAAGUUCCUGGUGGUCAGUCUGCCCAGCAGCAUCAGACACACCUAGACUCCAUAUUUAUGAUGUUGGAGGAGAACAUUGUCACAUUUGUGAAGAACGAGCUAAAGUUGUUCCAGAAAGUUCUGAGUUCAGAUUUCUCAGAAUGCUUAGAGAGUGAGAGGGAGGAUGAGGAGGUGUAG
This is a messenger RNA of Epinephelus fuscoguttatus (brown-marbled grouper), 588 nucleotides long. Its product is annotated as protein TonB-like. The record is from RefSeq and is a predicted model, not a curated record. The transcript has 4 exons. Bases 13 to 588 code for a protein of 191 amino acids. NCBI's taxonomy places the organism in Eukaryota, Metazoa, Chordata, Actinopteri, Perciformes, Serranidae.